CGGAGGGUUUCUAGAACUUUCUAUAAAUUGUUACGCCAAGUGCAAAUUUUGUAGCUGUCAUUACCUUCUCACUCAUCCCCGCCGCUUGUUGUUGUCUUUCUCACGUCUCCGAUCUAAGAAGAUGUCUCAACACUGUCACCCAGAUUGCCAACGAGCUAUGGAUGCCCAAGAAGAGCAUGAUGCAGCUGAGAGAGCCGCCAUGAUCGCAGUUUGUCUGAUAAGCAGUGCUCGUAUGGUAGCUAACCUGGACAGCGAGUACACUUCCUACUCUGCUCAGUUUUUGGUUGACAACGCUGGUCGCAGGAACGAGCCGGCUCAGGAUCCGCAGCCCUCCACGUUCACCAUCCAAGACUGGAUUCAGUACUUGGUGGAGAUCGCUACUCCCAAGCCUGAAUCCGAGCAGAGAGAAGUGGACGAGCGACGCAACACGCUGACUCUCAGAGACUGCCUCGAGUACGCUUUGAAAGAAGGGUUACCGAAGCACGAGCACUGGACACAUGUGGGAUGUGUGCACAAGCCUCCUCCGUUUGCGUCUCUCAUUCCUCGUGUUCCCAUGAAAGGGGAACUGGUCGAGGCUAAGACAUGGGAAGAGGCGUCUAAGUUGCUGAAGCAGCAACCGGUGGGAGCGAAACUCCACGUGUUCAGUCCUGAGUUCGAUCUUGUCAGAGAUGAGGGUUUUUACGAGGGACCGUCAGGUCCUGAAUCACGCUACGUUGGGCUAAGAGAUGUGAUGAUAACUGGAAACGGGAGGAUGAAGGGAGGUCCUUUCUUGGAGGUGAAGAUAGUCUACAAGAAGAAGGAGACAUUCCUCAAAGUGUCUUGCACUCGUGUGCUCACCUCACUCCCCAAUGACAGCGGCGAGGAGUGUGAGGUAGAGCCAAUGGGUCUGCUUGUUGAUUUCAUCAUCCCGCGCUUUUCUAAGUAAGUAAACAAGAUCGUGGAUGGGUCUUGGUUUAGUAAGUAUCUAGAGAAACAAUGUGUCGGUUAAUAAGAGUCAAGUAUGAUGUAAGUUGCUAAGUAUCAUGAAAACCGUAUGCUAGUUUUAGGAGAGGUCAAGCCAAUGUUUGCAAUGGCAUUUAGAGAUUUGUGAGAACUGAGAAACACCCUCUACUUCGUGCACACAACCAAAAAAAAAUUGGAAAUUCAAAGCUUUCAACAUGAAUUUUGUCACGUUACAUAUCUUA
This is a messenger RNA of Brassica napus (rape), 1184 nucleotides long. RefSeq names its product protein HEAT-INDUCED TAS1 TARGET 1-like. The coding region runs from base 122 to 925 and encodes 267 amino acids. The record is from RefSeq and is a predicted model, not a curated record. The transcript has 4 exons. NCBI's taxonomy places the organism in Eukaryota, Viridiplantae, Streptophyta, Magnoliopsida, Brassicales, Brassicaceae.